This is a messenger RNA of Brenthis ino (lesser marbled fritillary), 234 nucleotides long. The record is from the annotation of a GenBank genome assembly. NCBI's taxonomy places the organism in Eukaryota, Metazoa, Arthropoda, Insecta, Lepidoptera, Nymphalidae.
AUGACCACCCAGAACCGCAGACGAAAACAGCGUCAAGCCGAGGACCUGCUCAAACCGAACGUCUGCAUACCGAUCGUUGGUUUUUUAUAUGGGCGGCGUCACUGUGUGGGUGAGCGCUGCUGUUGCGUUUUUGAACGUGUUUUGGAGUGGCGCGUGGACGCCAUGCUUAUAUUUAGAUUCAAUUCAACACAAAAUCAAACGGAACACCUCAAUUUUAGCAUUUUAAGUUCAACU